GUUGCCCUUUUUUCAUGCCCUCACACUGAGUCUCAUAAAGACAUCCUGUCUAUUUUUGUCAUGACACAAUGCUAUAGACCCUUUCCUCUUAUCAGGGGGUCUUCCAAAGCCCCAAACACAAAGUGGAAAAUCAUACCACUCUUUUAUAUUGUGAUGAGGAGGAGGACGGGCCGUGCCGUGACUAUGCAUGGCUGGUCCCCAAUCGGGCUAAUCAGCCGAGGAGAGGGAUAAGUGCAGCGGAAUGCGGCAGUUCGAGAGAGAGAGUGAGAGCCACAUGCAGCUGCCAUGUGAGCGUUUAUGAUUUUGGUCCUUUUAAGUUCCUAUUAAAAUAUUAUUUUGAUUGUUCAGCCAAUUCCCGCCUCCUCUUUUUCCAUUUCAACCUUGUUACAUAUGUUUUUCCCUAAUAGCUCUUCCUUCCUGUCUUCAUACUGAUGACUCUUCCACUGUUCUCUCAAGCCGAGAGCUCCAUAGAUAUUUAGCAGUCUAUAUUUCAGUCUUGCCUCACAAUCUAGAAGGCAGUCAAAUAUGCUUUUAACUUAUGUGUGUGUUGGAGUGUGCAUUGAUUAAAAAGGAAUAUUUUGAAUUGUUGCCAUUGUGUGUUCGCACUAUUUGACUUUUUCUUGACCUGCUUUCAGUGUCAUAGUUUAUUCAGAAAGUAAACAGUGACAAAGGGGUCACACAUGCAUUCAUGGAGAUCACACAUGUAGACGGAUGUUUAAUGCUCCCACUGAAGGGAAGAGAGAGAGAGAGAGAGAGAGAGCAAGAGAGAGAGAGAGAGAGAGAGAGAGAGAGAGAGAAAUCAAAACAACUCCCAGGCUCUCUGGAAGUAAUAUGUAACGGAGGACAAACAUGACCAUGGCUGAAUGGAUGAAUAUGUAAAAUAUUCUCAGUUCCUUUUCCAUUCUAGAUGUACAAUAUUUAUGUAACUGAUCAUUUUAUGUUUAAGCCUAAUGUGGGUGUUUUAAGAGUAAGGAGAAGCCGUGGAUGUCAUAUUGAAUGACCAUGACUGCAGUUUUGACCAGCUGGACAGUUCUUACAAUAUUUGGCUUUGUGAGCGCACAACCUGUGCAGAUGCCAGACCAAUAUGCACAAGGAGUGGUAAGAAUAGUUCAAAUCUCGAUAGAAAUGAAACUCCAGUAAUUUAAUGUGCAAUGUUCAUAUUUAACUAAAAAAAGUAAAGUAUUUAUAUGUGUCUUAAAAACAGAUUAGCAUUCAAUGUUGACGAGAUGCAACAAACUACACUUAGGUGUAGAGUUUCAGCCUUCAAAUUCUCAUGCAGUAUUGCUUUGAUUGAACCAAUGGUCACUAUUUGUAACAAAAUAUGUGUGUGUGUGUGUGUGUGUGUGUGUGUGCGUGUGUGCGUGUGUGCGUGUUCAUGUGUGCAUGUGCGUGUGUGUGUGUGUGUGUAGGACUGGUUGAUUCGGCAGCCUGAUCUCACAUAAAAUUCGGCAGGGGUGUGCCGAUUUUUCUUUAGCUGAAAUCAGUAUACGUUGAACAAAUUUGAAAACACUGCCUCCAGAAGCUAAAGCGGUAAGUGUUUCAGAGCAUAUAAACAAGAGCGACAUCCAUUUAUAUCCAGGAGAGGUCGCCAGAAGCCAGUUGUAAAAAUAAUUGUUUUCAGCUGAACAGGGUGUAAAACAGUGAAGAGAAAUACUUAUUUUAUUUAAUCUACCCCCCAACCAAAACCCAAAUCUAACCCUAACCAUUAGUAGAGACAAAAUGCAAUGUUAGCGAUAAAAAUGCAACCUCCUUAUCACACUCAUGAUUGUUUAUACAAAUGUGAUUACUUCCUCGUUUGAAUGGGGAUUGAACUGUUGUCUCCCAUGCAACUGACACAACACGCUAAAAGUCGUGCCACGAGGGAAAAUAAUUGUUGUUGAGCUGUUCCAAAUAUGUCUGAUGGCAGAUAGGGCAUGUCAGUGAAUCGGCAUACUGUUGCCGAUCCUAGGCUACCGGACCUUUCGGAAAGAGCAUGCCGACAUCACGUGUGAUCAUGUUGGAUUCGGUAUGGGUAUUUGCCAUCUGCAGACUCUCUAAUUGGUCAACUUCAGACCAGAGAGUGCACUGAAGAAGCUGAGCAUAAAAUGCAGCGCUUUGCUGGGAUUGAAGAGACUGGGCAACUAGGUGAUUGAUUGACACUGAUUACAAACUCACCAAUUUAACGUGUUUCUCUGGUUUACCCAAAAUGGAAGCAUAUGUCCACGCCUCUGAGUUUCUGUUUCUGGGAGUUUCUGAGAGUCUAUUCCACAUGGUCUUUGUGCAUGUCCAGUCUUCGUUUUCGAUAUUCCACUAUUUUUUAACUUUAGACCACACCAUUCUAGAACUGACGGCCAGACCUCGCUGUUCUCUCCCAGACAUUGUCAGUUCUGAGAAUCUGUUGAAAGCAAAGAGAAGAGUUGGAGGGAAGCUGAAGAGAUGAUACACUCUGUCAGGGUUGAGCUGGGAUAAGACUGACAUCACGUGGAGCGUGCAAGAUUUUCCCUCUUCCUCCAUGUCUCCCACUCUUCAGCCAGGACUGGUGAAGCUCAUUUUGAACUAUGCCCUCCGAGUAUGGAGUGAUGUCACGCUUAUGUGUUUCCACACCUCUUCAUAUGACCCAUCACCACAGGUAGACACCAAAGUUACCUUUGCCAGUGGCUACCAUGAUGAUGGUUAUCCUUUUUAUGGCAAGCGUGGCGCUCUGGUUCAUGCAUUUUUCCCAGGAUAGGGAGACCUUGCUGGUGACACCCACUUUGAUGAUGGAGAGAGCAAGAGCCAUGGAGAUUGAAGCAGCGAGACAGAUUUAUUUACAGUUGCAGUGCAUGAGUUUGGUCAUGUCUUGGGCCUCUUUCACUCCUCUUUAAAUGACUCCAUCAUGAAGCCUUACUACUAUGGUCCUGUGGGGGACAUGAACAGCUAUACCUUAUCCGCUAAUGAAGUGGGCGUACAGGCACUCCAUGUAUUGCGUGCACCUUCAAAGUACGAGAGGGAGUUCACUUUAGGAUGCCGCCACAUAAUACCUAAAAUAAUGUUUUGUUUCUUUUCCAUGCUCUCCUUCACCUGCUCAGGUCCACACUUUUGGAAGGUUCCUCAAGGCUCAUUAAUGUCUUUAACUCCAGCUCUGAUCCACAACUUCUGGAUCGGGUUGCCCCCAGAAACAGCCAGAGUUGAUGCAAUAUAUGAGAGAAGAGAUGGAUAUAUUGUAUUCUUUAUUGGUAAUCAGUACUGGUUAUUUAAAAACACAAUGUCCCUUCCUCGGUACCCUCGACCACUUGCAGAAUGGGGUUUACACAGUUCUACUGGAGAGGUCCCAGAGAGAGUCGAUGCAAUAUUUGUGUGGCCACACAAUGGGAGGACCUACCUGUUCAGUGGUGGGGAAUACUGGAGGUUUGAUAAGGCAGGAACAGAGAGGAAGUUGGAGGAAGGGCACCCUAAACUAGCAUCCGUGUGGGGUAUGCCCUCUCAUCCUGAUGACAUCAUUGGAUUUCAAGAUGGAGAUACUUACUACUUCAAAGACACAAACUACUGGAUAUUAAAAAGAGGAGGACUGGACCAGGAAUCUGCUUCUCCAAAGUCCAUUGCUGUUGACUGGAUGAAAUGUGACGUUCACAUUUCAACUCACUCACCUGAGAUGCCUAGAAGAGACAAAUAUUGUAGCUGUUCCCACAAUACAGCGGCUAUGAUUUGUCCUUUGUCAACUAUUAUAUAUUCAGUUGUCAUAGUUUAUAUUGUGGUUCUUUCAUUGCACUGAUUAGGGUUCAAUGGUUCUAAAGUAUCACAAUGUUUUUGUUCAUGUUUUUAGGUUUUGAUUUCAUGUCUUUUAUUUUUGUAGUUUAGAUUCUCUUCCUUGUUCCUUGUUUAUUUACUAAAUGAAUAACCAACAUAAACUAGAACGAAGAGACUUGACUAGAUUAGACUUGACUAAAACGGAUUACCACAAACAAAAACAAUGUUACACAAUCGCUGGCUCGUGGACCGUGGACGCUGGCUCGUGUAUUGUUUGUGUAACAUUGUUCUUUGUGGUAAUCUGUUUUAGUCAAGUUAAGUAUCUCUUGUAAUAAAUACUGCACUUGGGUUCUCAUAUCAUCUUCAUUCGUUAUCAUCAUGUUCAUUAGUUUUACCCUGUCAUUGGUUCAUGAUUUAUAGUCUUGUUAUCUUGUUUAUUAGUAUUGUAAAUAAACACUGCACUUGGUUUCUCACAUCAUCAUUGUCUUCGUUUGUUCCUGUCUUCAGCCUGUCUCUGCGUUACAGAAAGCCACACCUUACUUUUGUUUAUUUUUUACAUUUAUUUUUAUUGAAUAUUGAUGGAGCAACAUAAUUUGUGCGAAAAAGAAUAAUAACAGAAGGCUCAUUAAA
Messenger RNA from Myxocyprinus asiaticus (Chinese sucker), 4335 nucleotides. It is a transcript of the gene mmp25a, whose product is annotated as matrix metallopeptidase 25a. NCBI's taxonomy places the organism in Eukaryota, Metazoa, Chordata, Actinopteri, Cypriniformes, Catostomidae. Gene Ontology annotation, biological process: proteolysis; extracellular matrix organization; collagen catabolic process. The record is from RefSeq and is a predicted model, not a curated record. Gene Ontology annotation, cellular component: extracellular matrix. Gene Ontology annotation, molecular function: zinc ion binding; metalloendopeptidase activity.